AGAGUAAAAGUGAACGGACGUAUGUUAUGUUUCGUCGUUGAUCGACUGUAAGUCGUUGAUUGUGUAUCGCUUGGUGUCACAUUUUUCUUGUUGUUUGGACGUUUUGAUUUGUCAUGAAAUCGGCAUUCUUUAAAGAUCGUUUAAAACAGAAUUGUUUAUUUUUUUAUUGAAAUAUCUGACGAACUUUAAUGCUGAUUGCAGUUUCUGUGUACAUGGGGAGAACAAAAGCAGAAGGAGCUAAGAAGUAUGCAUGUGUGAAUUGUUAAAGUAAGACAUAAAGUUACUCAAAUGCUUCUUUCCAAAAUUCCAUGAAUUUGCGAAUGCGCUCCAAAGUCAGUGAAACAAUGGUGAAGAAGCACAAAGGAGGAAGACGGCAAAUACUUCAGCUUGAAGACAAGAAACCAUCUCGAGGCUCCGCAUCAAAAUCACAAGAAAAAAGCAUAACACAUAGUAGUGAUAGUGAUGAUGACUCUAAAAAAUCAAGUGAAUGGGAACCAACAUCAACUGCUGCACUUAACAAGGAUAUUUGUCCUUUAGAUUCUCAAGUAGCAGAUUUUUUUAAAGAAAUUGAUGCUUUAACUGUUAAUGAACAGCCUGCUGAAGAAAGUACUGAAGUUUCCAUUCCAGAAGCUUCUUCAGAAGCUAAAGAUGUUGAGGAAGAAGGCGCUAAAGAUUCUAAACCAGAACUUCAAGAGGCCACAAUUAAUAAUGAAGUGGACACUAAUCAAUCAGUUCAGUUAGCUGAGGGAAUUUACUGUCCAUGGCAAGAAAUCUGUGAUGAAACAUCUGGUUAUAAUUAUUACUGGAACACACAAACAAAUGAAGUCACAUGGGAAUGCCCACCAGAUUAUGAAGCAUAUCUGAAAGCCAGAACAUCUGAUGAAAAACAUUAUGAGGUUCAUUUGAACGUCACAGAAGUACAGAAAAAAUCUAGAAGAGGGAAGAAAAGGAAUUUACUAGAACCUGCAAAUCCUGAAGGGGCUGUCAUUCCCAUUUCUUCUUUUGGAGGUUCAUCAUCUGAUGAAUCUUCUGGUGCUGAAAGUGAGAAUAGAUUAUUAUCUAGUUCAGUAAACAAAAGCUUAAAUGCCGAUUUGAGGCAGAAUUUAAAAACUGACCCAAAUAUGCCUUCUUCUUCAAAAAGCAAAAGUUUCAAGGAGGAUAAUGACUAUCAAGCAAACUCUAGUGAAUAUGCUGAAGUAAUUGGGCCACAAUUGCCACCAAAUUUUAAUUUCCCGCAGAGUGUUCCAUUACAACCUGAAGUUUCUAGGUUACCAAAUUAUUCAGCGUCUUCUAAAAAUGAAGUUGAAGAAUUUGUGGAAGUUGGACAUCAGCUACCUUCUGCUGCAACAAAUGACUCAUCUGGUGUUAUGAGUUCUGCUUCUGUUAUGAAUACUGAAACAUUAGUUAGUGAUAAUAUUAAUCCUUCGCAGUCACAUACUAAUGGAUUGUCUGUUGCAUCUUCUUCAUUAGAAAAUUGCUGGAAAGGAUCUCCUGUAAAAAACACUGAAAAAGCAAAUAAAAGUUCAGUUAGAGAAGUUGGAGAAGAAAGCCCAGACUCUACUGUAAGAAAGGGGGAUACUUUUUCAGAAAAUGGUGUUAGUGGAACUGCAAAUUGCCAGACGAGUAGUAGCACUAAUCCAAAACAUCGGCUUAUUGUGGAAUAUGACAGUUUUACAGAUGAGGAUGAAGAUGGUAGUUUUUCAGAUAUUUCAUCAUCUAAACAAACUGUUAAUUCUAAGAAUUCUGUGUACCAGAAUUUCAGACUUGCAGGAAAUGGAAGUAAAAGAGAAGGGGUUAAUGACUAUAACAUCGAUGAUGAUCAGCAAAAAGUUGAAAGUAAUGUAUCAAAAAGGAAAAUUUCAGAUGAGCAUAUGGAGAAGAAUAUGAAAAAAGCAAAAGAUGAGAAGAAGGAUUUUCUUGAUAUUGACAGUCUUUUUGCUGCACAUGCAUCCUAUGGAAAGUAUGGCUUUGGAUUCAGCAAACAGAAACAGUUGACUUUGGAAAAUGACUUUUGUGCUGUAGAUAAUGAUGCUUCUAAAGUAACAUCUGAUUCUAAAGCAGUGAAUUUUGUCAAAUCUGAUCAUGUAUUUGAACUCAAUACUUUAAAUGAGAAUAUUUCUUCCUCUAAGAGUUUAAGUAAUUCACAUAUUGUUGAAGAAAAACAGCAACUAAUAUCCAAUGGUAAUUGUGAUCUGCCUCCCAGUGAAACAGCUUUACAAAAGUUAGAUCGUAUAUUAAAAACAGAAUUCUCAAGAGAAAAAAAUACUGUGGCAGAAGUAAGAAUUUUGACUUCUGGUAAAAAGAUUAAAAGUCCAUUUCCUGCUGAAUUAAAUAUUGAUUUAAUUCGAAAGAAAAAAGAUACUCUUUUACAGGAAGGAAGAAAUGCCCUUUCUUAUAGCAGCAUUCUUUCUAGAAAAUUGGAACCUGAUAUAGAAGAAAUAGACAAGGCUUUAUGUGAUGCUCUCGAAGCCAAAAAAGCCAUGGCAUCUCAAAAUUCUUUAUCAAAGCCCUCUUCUUCAACUUCCACCAUACCUACUGUUAAAAAAUGUUCUGAAAUUGCCAGCAAUUUAAGUGUAAAAAAUAAAGAAACAGAUACUAGUGGCUUGAAUUCUACUAAUGAUCCAGAUAUGAUGAUGAGCAUCAUGGAUUUGUCUUCUGUAUUAGUGGAUAAGUUAACCUUCCUUUUGUCAAGUCACUCUUCUUUGGCAUCGCUUAGUACUAUUCUGAUUCAGUUACAGACUCGGCAUGUUGACUGGCAAGCUGGUGCAUUGGAAAGUAAGUACUUCAUGUCUCGACUGCAAGAAGUUAAUCAGUACCUUCAUCACUAUGAAAUGGCUUCACUUUCUGGGGACUGGAUUUGCCAGUGGAGCAGAGAAAACAAGAGGUACUUUUAUGUGAAUAACAGAACUCAGCAUUCUCAGUGGACAUACCCUGAAGAAUUAUGUAAUCAAGAAAAAACAUCUUGGAUGAACACAUCAGAUGUGGUUGCAACUUCAUCUGCUUCUGGCUUUGCCUCUGAGAAGAGAGAUGACCUUCAGACUGUAUCUUCAUCUGUGCCUGAAAGACAAUUACCAGAAAGUCGUCCUGCAUCUUUUGCAUUUGAUUCAAGGAAGGAAAGGGGUGGUGUCUCUGGGCAGUAUUCAGAUAGUGCUACUGGUUGGAGUUCACCCCCUCCUCCACCUCCUGGUGUUGAUUCUCCUCCUCCACCACCACCUCAGAGUCCUCCACCUGAUAGCCCACCACCACCUCCACCUGACAGUACUGAAGUUGGAGAUCUUCCUGAAGAUAUGGAUCUUGACUCUGAUGAUUCAGGUCCACUGCCUUUUAUCUCGCAAUGCAGUUCUGACAAGGAUAUGCAUAUGCAGUACCCACCAUUUAGGGCUCUGCGUUCACCUGAGAGAUCACCUGAAAAUUUUCCAAGUACAUCUAUAUCUAAUGCAGUUUCAUCUACAUCUCUAUCCUUUUGUGAUGACUUAAAUGUUCCAAUGAAAUCACCACAGCCAGUAUCCAACUCGCUUGAUUGUUUGGAUCCUGUAAAUAUGAUGUGGACUGUGACAAACACACAACCAUCCUGUAGUUCUGGAAACAACUAUUCUUUUGAUAGGGGAAAUGAAGCUCGUGUUAAUGACUUUCUUAGUUCUUCUACGGAAACAAAAGAAUAUGAAAUGUGUGCAAGUUCUAGCAGUGGAGGAAGUAUUUAUUCAUCAGACAGCUUCUUUUAUCGUAAAACAAGCCCAUACAGCACAGCCAUGAAGAAAGAAAAGAAAAAGCCAAAUAAUCUGCCUGGUCUUGCUUUGAAGAAAAAGAACAUUCCAACUUUAGUAGAAAAAUGGCAAAAGAUCAAGGAAGAGCAAGACAAAGAAGACAAAAAUUCUGAUGAUACUAAAAAUUCAAAUGGUGUAUGAGAGUUUGCAACCUAAUAUUUUGAGUAUAAUACUUAUGUUUACUGAAUGCUCUAUUUUGUUGAUAUACAAAGAAGAAUGGUAUCUUGUGUUCUGGUGGCUGUAUGAAAUCCUGCUUUCAGAUAGACAUAGUCUUUUUUCCAAAAGUUGCUUUGAAAAUAAUCUUCAGUGUACAAUUAAAUGUAUUGUUAAUUUUAUUUUUGCAUAUGAAAUAGUACAUAUGUGUUCAGAUGACUUAAAAAGGCAUUUGAGACUUAAAAAGGCAUAGGAAGGUGUAAGUCCUCCUUCACCAUGUGUUUGACAUCAUAUUAUCUUCUUUUUUAAUCUCUGGCUGUUUUUUAAUACAAAACAAAGCUGACAAGUUACUGAUAUGAACAGAAUUUAUCUGAACUGAGACUGAGUUUCAGUAUUGUGAUUUUUUUUAAGGUUGGUAUAUUAAACAGCAUCAGAAUUAACUGGUGCAUUGAGACUACUAAUUGUGCCCAAUGUGAUGCCAAUAAUUUUUUUAUGAAAUUAAUAAUGUAGAGAUGUAACACUACAAAAGGUUCUUUAUGUAAACCUACCUGAUCAUUGCUGAAUAUUUGAUAUGGGACCAUUCGUAAUGCUAUGUACUUUACACUGUUACCCACAUAAUGCUCCAUCUUUCAAAUUCUUUGAAUGUCAAAAUUAAUAAAAAAUCAUUUACGGAAGUUUAGAGAAGUUACCUAUAGGCUAAUCUUGAUAGCAUAGUGUAACAUGACUAAGAAUGCAGAAUUUGUGAGGGAAACAAUUGAAGCUAACCUAGGGGAAAAAAUAGGAGAGAUUUGACUUGAGGACUAGUCAAGGACUAGCAGUUUGGAAAUUUGUUAUUAUUGUGAAGAAAUAUCAAAAGCAAAGUAAAUGAAAUUAUUAUUAUAAAAAUGAUGCAGAAUGAAGAACUAUAAUUAUUAUGUAAAUCAGGAAUCAAGAACAAAAAUUUCAUAAAAUCAUACUGUUAAUUGGUUGGAAAAGAGGUUGAAAUAAACUGUACUUAUUAUUCAAGAGCAUUGACAAAAUUUUCUGUACUAUUUGUAAUCAUCAUUCAGAACAAAUGGUUAAAACUCGGUCUCAUUUUUGUAUUUGUCAAAUAUUUUGUUUGUAAUGUGUCGAAAUUUUUUGGUUGUGUAUAUUGGUGUGAACAAAGUGCCAGUUUCAUUUAUGUAUUUUUAUUAACAAAGUAUUUGUUUCUCAUGCAGUUGUAGAGUGGUAGGGAAUCAUUUGUUUUUUGAAUGUAAAAUUGUUUAUGUAUAAAUUUAUUAAAAUUGUUAUGAAAUUUUG
Messenger RNA from Stegodyphus dumicola, 5198 nucleotides. RefSeq lists its product as uncharacterized. The record is from RefSeq and is a predicted model, not a curated record. NCBI's taxonomy places the organism in Eukaryota, Metazoa, Arthropoda, Arachnida, Araneae, Eresidae. Gene Ontology annotation, molecular function: protein binding.